Messenger RNA from Trematosphaeria pertusa, 2133 nucleotides. RefSeq lists its product as uncharacterized. The record is from RefSeq and is a predicted model, not a curated record. Gene Ontology annotation, cellular component: cytoplasm. NCBI's taxonomy places the organism in Eukaryota, Fungi, Ascomycota, Dothideomycetes, Pleosporales, Trematosphaeriaceae. The coding region runs from base 1 to 2133 and encodes 710 amino acids. Gene Ontology annotation, biological process: regulation of GTPase activity; signal transduction. The transcript is spliced from 3 exons.
AUGCCCAAGUCAUCUUCUCUGUCACUGGCCAUGCGCUCAAAAGGGGGAAGGGAGAACGUGGGCUCGCCGUUGAGCCCACGAAGCCCUGGUUCGCCCAAUCCAAUCAAUGGGAGCGACCCGGAUGCUACAACCCCGACUGCCCCGUUUCAUGAUAUGCCCCAGUCACCGGCAUCGCCUAAACCCCGCAAAGAUUCCAAGAAUAUAUUCUCCAACUUCUCCGCGACGAAGUCCUCCUCGCGGAUAACAAAUCCGGAAAACUCUCUCCGACAGGUACAUCAUCAGGAGGUGCCCACAGCACUCUACGCUAAUGGCCGCGGGGGGUCAACGCCGGAGUUGAACCGAACGGUCCUAACUCCUACUUCUGACGGUAGGACCGCAUCGUCUUCAUCUGAACAUGCCUGGCUAACCAGUGCAGAUAAUCGGUCUGAUGUGACAAGUUCUGAGCAGCGGAGUGGAUCCGGCAGAUCUACCGAGACUUCGGAUCACGCAUUCGACAACAACGCGAAACGCGGUGGCUCGAAACCGAAGAAGGCCGGCAUGCUCGGGCGGUCGAAGUCAAUCAAGCUCGAGGAGGGCCCGGGCACCCUCGCUAAGCUUAACAAAGCUCAACCUGCCCAACUUUCCCCCGAUCCGACCGCAACAUGGAGCCAUAACGGCGAAGCAGUGCCGCUGAAAACUGCUCCGUUGGAGAAGGACAAGUCCUGGCGUCAGAAUAUCGCAUUUGGAAAGCUGCGUACGCAUUCAGCGGACCGUCACGAUGGGUCUCAGCAUGCCCAACGCGUCGACGACGAUAACGCCUCGCGCAAGGAUAAGGCCGAGCAGAGCUCGCUUGCAUCGGGCUCUUACAACGAAAGCCGCGGUGCUCAGCUGAUGUCUAACAUUGGAUUUGGGGCACGGAAGAUGGGAGAGAAGAUUGAUUCGGCCCGGAAAGGCAUGUUUGGAAAGUUGGGACGCAGCUCCAGCAAUCACGAGAGGGAACUACAAAUCCCCAAAGAGGCAUAUCAGUUCAAAAUCAUCCACACACCGCUCGUCGAACAGACAAGGCUUACAAGGAUAUCGAGCCGGUUGGAGAAUUCCAAGGACAAGACUGAAUUUUGGAUGCCGGCACUUCCUUGGCGCUGCAUAGACUACCUAAACAUGAAGGGUUGUGAAGAGGAAGGUCUCUAUCGCGUUCCCGGCGCCGCCCAUCAGAUCAGAUAUUACGAACAGAAAUUCGACCAGGACCGCGACAUCGACCUGAUUGCAGACGAGGAUCUCAAUGAUCCCAAUGUCAUCGGCUCGUUGUUCAAGAAUUGGUUACGACAACUCCCAGACGAGAUCUUCCCGAAGGCCACUCAAGCACGGAUCCAACAAGAAUGUGCGGGCGCCAAGACGACCCCCCAGAUGUUGAAAGAUGAGCUAUCCAAGCUUCCGCCUUUCAACUAUUACCUCCUGUUCGCUAUCACUUGCCACAUUAGCCUGCUGCAUUCUUGUUCAGAGUUCAACAAGAUGAACUACAACAAUCUGUGCAUAUGCUUCCAGCCGGCUAUAAAGAUCGAUGCAUUCUGUUUCCAGUUCCUCAUAUUGGACUGGCGCAAUUGUUGGCAAGGCUGCUGGACUGAGAAGGAGUACUUGGUUGAGGAGGUGAAGUUACUGGAAGCCCACGAAGCCCAAACAAAACCCCAGCCUGCUCCAUCGCGUAAUGGCCACAGCUCCGGGAAGAAUAAAGGCUCACAUUCGUCCGGACAUCUAGGAGAAGCCCUCAAAUCCUCUUCGGCGCGAAGCAACUCCGCAGACCGUAUCAAGUCCUCCACGCGGGGCGUCUCGUCAGACAGGAGCAUGGUCUCGGGCCGCGCUACUCCACCCAACUCGUCUCUCCUUGCUUCCGAGAAAUCGAGUAGCUCCAAGCGCGGGGCCCCCAGCGAACGCGACUCUUCCACGGACCGGGCGAUCUCUUCGUCGGAUAGUCGAGAAGCGUUCAAUGCCCGCGCGACUCCCAAGCGCGCACCGCCUACUGUGAACGCCGAGCUAGUGGAUGAUGAGGACAACAGCGCAACCCCUACUCAGGCCCAGCAUAGCCGGGGCCCGUCCGAGAACCAAUUUCGACUGGAUCUGAGUAAUCCGCCCAGCUCUCCCUUCUCGAUAAAAUUUUAA